Messenger RNA from Synchiropus splendidus (mandarinfish), 3376 nucleotides. It is a transcript of the gene prickle2b, whose product is annotated as prickle homolog 2b. NCBI's taxonomy places the organism in Eukaryota, Metazoa, Chordata, Actinopteri, Syngnathiformes, Callionymidae. The record is from RefSeq and is a predicted model, not a curated record. Bases 358 to 2916 code for a protein of 852 amino acids. The transcript is spliced from 8 exons. Gene Ontology annotation, molecular function: zinc ion binding.
AAGCAGCAGCAGCAGCGCCACAGAAAGUGUCCCACGGAUCUCCAGACUCCUGCGUCCGUGUGGGUGAGCGCUGCUUCCCGGGGAUAUUGCGCUUCUGGAGCCAGCUCGGAGCGGAAGCUGCCUCCUGGAUCUGUUGGGGGACUUUCACGGGACCACGGACCAACACGGCGUUUGAACCCUCCACUCCGCGCAGACGGCGGCCGUUUUCGUGCCUUAGAACGGGACUUCAUGUGAGUCGAUCAUGAGGAAGAGUUUCUUCCGAGCGCACCACUUCACGGACGCGGCUCGCUCGUGCGCGUAAGAAGGAAGAUCUGUGUGCACUGCAAGUGUCGCCCAGAGGAGCAUGCAGUGACAGCCAUGCCUGUAGAAAUGGAGAAGACGGUCACCAAGUUAAUGUACGACUUCCAGAGGAACUCCACCUCGGACGAUGACUCUGGAUGUGCCCUGGAGGAGUACGCCUGGGUGCCGCCGGGACUCAAACCCGAACAGGUUCAUCAGUACUACAACUCGCUGCCCGAGGACAAGGUGCCCUACGUCAACAGCCCAGGGGAGAAAUACCGGAUCAAGCAGCUGCUCCAUCAGCUUCCACCCCACGACAACGAGGUGCGUUACUGCAACAGCCUGGAUGACGAGGAGAAGCGAGAGCUCAAGCUGUUCAGCAACCAGAGGAAGCGGGAGAACCUGGGCCGCGGCAACGUGCGUCCGUUCCCCGUCACCAUGACCGGAGCGAUCUGUGAGCAGUGCGCAGGCCAGAUAAACGGGGGCGACAUCGCCGUCUUUGCCUCGCGGGCCGGCCACGCCGUGUGCUGGCACCCGGCCUGCUUCGUGUGCAGCAUGUGCAGCGAGCUGCUGGUGGACCUCAUCUACUUCUACCAGGACGGGAAGAUCUACUGCGGCCGGCACCACGCGGAGCGGCUGAAGCCGCGCUGCACCGCCUGCGACGAGAUCAUCCUGGCAGACGAGUGCACCGAGGCCGAAGGCCGGCACUGGCACAUGAAGCACUUCUGCUGCUUCGAGUGUGAGACGGUGCUGGGAGGCCAGCGCUACAUCAUGAAGGAGGGGAGGCCGUACUGCUGCUCCUGCUUCGAGUCUCUCUACGCUGAAUACUGCGACUCCUGCGGCGAGCACAUCGGCAUCGACCAGGGCCAGAUGACGUACGACGGGCAGCACUGGCAUGCCACCGAGGGCUGCUUCUGCUGCGCUCGCUGCAAGCGCUCCUUGCUGGGUCGCCCCUUCCUGCCCAAGCAGGGCCAGAUCUUCUGCUCACGCUCGUGCAGCAUCGGCGAGGAGCCCAACGGGUCCGACUCGUCGGACUCCGCCUUUCAGAGCGCCCGCUCCACCAGGGAGUCCAGGCGCAGCUCCAAGACUGGCAAGAGUGGCGGUGGGGAGAGGUUCUCCGGUGAGGUGGACCCGCUCUCCAUCCAAAUGGACCUUCUGAGUCUCUCCAGCCAGACGCCGAGUCUGACACGAGAGCCACCGGCCUGGCAGAACCAAAAACAAGCUGGAAAUGACUUCAGCUAUGAGUCGCCGUCCGAGCAGAACCCGAGCCCCCUUCAGCUGCUGAGCCAGUGCAACGUGAGGACGUCCUUCAACCAGACCUGCUCCGGACAGAACAAUCAGCCGCAGGAUCACAGACUCAAGGAGAGCGGAGGGCUCAGGAGGCCUCCGGUCUCGGCCAUGAAGGGCCACUCGGUGAGCGAGACUUGGUUCCAGCAGCCAGGACUGGAGGACUACUACCCGCCCAAGCUGCCCACGCAGAAGAGCUUCACAGAGGUGUCCCAGUGCACACAGCACAGCAACGGCUUCUCCACGGACAAGCGCUCCAUCAGUCUGCACGGCUUCCAGAGGGAGCGCGAGCCUGGGCCCACGGCUCCUCAGGUGGCCCGGAGCAGGAACCCCAUCAAUGCACUUAGCUUUCCUGACCAACUGACCCCGCUGGACCAGACCCCCAGAGGCUCCAUGGAGUCUCUGGCUCUGUCUAAUGCGACAGGAAACUCUGCGGACGGAGGAGGCAAACGUCAGGAGCACCUCUCCCGCUUCUCCAUGCCCGACCUCAGCAAAGACUCUGGGAUGAACGUGUCGGAGAAAAGCAACAUGGGAACGCUCAACUCCUCGGUGCAAUUCCGGAGCUCAGAGUCUCUCCACAGCCUCAACGGGCCGCAGCCCUACAUGGAGAUGGACCCGCCUCGGUCGGCCCCGUACCAGCUGCAGUACUGCGAGCCCAGCGGCAUGAGCGGGUCUCAUUUGUCACCGGGCUUCAGCUUCCAGGAGGAGGACCGGGUCAGCUUAGUGAGCAGCGGCAACGCCGCCCGCCUGCCCCCCAUCAGCGAACGCAGAGCGGACAGCGGGAUCGGAAGCGGCGCCAGGCGGGGACCCAGCGUCAGGAUAGACGCGCCAGAAGAGACGCCGCAGCGGCGCCGGCAUCACCACCAUCGCUCCCGGAGGUCUCGCCGCUCCCGCUCGGAGAAUGCGCUCAACUUGGUGGCGGAGCGGCGAGUGAGACCCCAGGAGCGUCCACAGCUGUGCGUGCGCGAAGAUUACGACCGUUUCCCGCCACCGAGGAGCGCCAGGGAUCAGUACGGAGGAGGCGGGAGGCAUCAACCUCAGAUGUUCCGGCAGUGCCCCAGGACCACCUCGGAAGUGACUCUGCAGAACCCCGGGGCGAUCCGCCGCUCGGGCCUGAACCAGUACUCCUGGGACGACUACGACGACGACUGGUGCUCCACCUGCUCCUCGUCCUCCGAAUCAGAGGACGAGGGCUAUUUCCUGGGGGAGCCCAUUCCCCGGCCGGUCCAGCUGCGCUACCUCAGCAACCAGGAGCUGGUCCACAAGUACAACAACGCAGGACUGGGUCGACCCAACCGCACCGGACAGUUGCACAAACGCAGGAAAAGCAAGAACUGCAUCAUUUCCUAACAUUUGAUCUUUUAUUUUGUCCACUUCAUGAACAUGAAAGUGCAUCAGUGUUUUUUUUUUUCUUUUUUUUUUUUUUCCUCCCUCCGUUUGCAAAUACGCCCCAAAACUUCUUUCUAAAGCUGACGUGCAAUCUCUCUUGGAUCCAAGCGUCUGAGCGGCGUGAGGACUCGGGCUUCUGUUUUUGUUGCAGUGUGACCUCCAGAAUGGUGCUUUAGCUUGUGUGUACAUAGAAGAAUGACCUAAUAAUGUCACUUAAGUUAAGGAAGUGGGUGUAAAUAUGGUUGUAAAUGAGGCCUCACAUAUUUUUAUAUUUUGUAUGGAUAGAAUCAUUUAUGUAUUAAAUAUCUAUAAUGUAGAAACGUCGUAUGCAUGUAUGAUUUGGCCGGAGGACAAACUCACACUCAACUGUUGGAUUUAUUUUAAUGUGCUGUAAAAGAUGCCCCAAAACUGAUUUAUUAAA